Molecule: messenger RNA, 5276 nt
Organism: Anolis sagrei ordinatus
Lineage: Eukaryota; Metazoa; Chordata; Lepidosauria; Squamata; Anolidae
Gene: BBOX1
Product: gamma-butyrobetaine hydroxylase 1
Biological process (GO): carnitine biosynthetic process
Cellular component (GO): mitochondrion
Molecular function (GO): gamma-butyrobetaine dioxygenase activity; iron ion binding
Source: RefSeq, a predicted model, not a curated record
UGACAACCUCUCGCUGGGGCGUGUUUCCUGCGCCCGCCCGCGGCUUUUCCUUCUGCCCUUUCCAUAGGGCGAGGCGGGACCCUGGGGCCGAGCGAGGAGCCUUUGCCCCGCCUUCCCUUCCCGCUUCAGGAGACUCGCAGGUCGGAGCUGUCAUUGGGGCAAAGGGACUUCAUCUAUGGCAUGAAGAUCAAUCAAGAGAAGGUGAAGAUGUGGACUGCAGUUGUUAAAUAUUUAUUAAGGCUGAAAGUCCAUCAAGAUUAUUCUCGAACUCUGCUACAAGCACAAAAGGCCAAGUUCAGUCAUCUAAGGCAUUUCUCUCUGAGCAGGAGGCCUUGGCAACAUUCAUCGGGGAUAGCACAAGCAGUUCAGACCUUUGACAUGAGUGCAGCCAUCAAGAAGGUUGAAAUUCUGGAAGCAAAUCAGUUUAUUUGCAUUCAUUGGGAAGAUGGGAGUAAAAGCCUUUACCCUUCUGUGUGGCUACGAGACAACUGCCAGUGCCCUGACUGCUAUUUACACUCUGCUAAAGCACGCAAACUGCUUCUUGAAAAUCUAGAUGUUGAUAUUGAGGCAAAGGAUAUUGGUGUGACAGAAAGUAAAAAGGUGCACAUUAUAUGGCCAGAUGACCAUACCAGUGAAUUUGAGGCUGAAUGGCUGAAAAAAAGAUGUUUUUCUGAACAAGCAAGAGCAAAAGUCCAAGAAGAGUUGUUUUUACCAGAUCGUCAGUGUUGGGGUUCUGAUCUUCACCUUCCAACAAUGGCCUUUGAAGAGGUCCUGCAUAGUGACACAAGUGCAUAUAAAUGGUUGACCACCCUUAAAAAGAUGGGAAUCGUACUGCUAACAGGAGCUGCUAGUAGACAGGGAGAGCUGCUUAAACUAGGGCAACGAAUUGGAUUCCUCCGCCUGACAUUUUACGGGCCUACUUGGCAAGUCCAGGACAAAGCAGAUGCUAACAACGUGGCGUAUACCACUGAGAAGCUAAGUUUUCACACCGACUAUCCUGUUCUUCAAUUUCCACCUGGGAUUCAGUUGCUGCAUUGUAUAAAACAAACUCCUGCUGGAGGCGAGAGUGAAGUUGUGGAUGGAUUUCAUGUAGCAAAUAAGCUUAAGGAACUAAAUCCUCAAGCCUUCAAAAUCCUGACCUCCACCUUUGUAAAUUUCACAGAUGUUGGAGUUGAUUACUGUGAUUUCUCCAUGGAAUCCAAGCAAAGAAUUAUAAAUAUAGAUGAAAAGGGCCAAGUGAUUCGUAUCAACCUUAAUAAUGCAACCAGAGACACUAUAUUUGACGUACCUGCUGAAAAAGUAAAGCCAUUUUACGCUGCUCUCAAGGAUUAUGUUGAUCUCUUGAACAGUACAGAUAACAAAUAUACCUACAAAAUGAAACCAGGUGAAAUAGUGGUGUUUGACAACUGGCGCUUACUUCAUGGUCGGCAGAGCUAUCAGUCCGGAAUAGAAAUAUCUCGUCACCUCGAAGGUGCCUAUGCAGAUUGGGAUGUGGUCAUGUCACGACUCCGAAUUCUGCAGAAGAAUGUUCUGAACAGAAAGCAAUUGUGAAGGUUGGGCUACUGGAGCUUUUCAGCCUGUUUGGGGGGGGUGGGGUGGUUCUUCCACAAAUGCCAGUGAAUCAAGUAUGAUUCCAGUGAUUUGGGGAAAAUUUCUGGCUGACAUUAUUGUAUCUGUUCUAUUGAAAACUUGACUGAUUCUGAUUAACACUGGUUUAUAACCACAGUACCAUGUAGAUGUUCUUUCAUACUGACUAAUAAAUUAACAACUUCCUAGUUUUCAGGGAGUUGUGGCCAAUAAAGCUAUAAACCUUAGCAUCCAGUUGAAGAGCUGUGCUUUCACAGGCACGGUGGCAAAUAAGUCAAAGCAACUGGGCAUUUUUGCUCCCUAUUUAGUCCAAUAUUCUUUUUUAAUUCCUGAUAGAAGGAAUGUUUAACCUUUCAGAUUUUGAAUUACAGGUAUUGUUAUUUUUUGUUUUAAAUUGACUUUAUUGUACACCACACUGAAAUCAUUGGAUAUAGGACAAGAUAUUAAAAACUAAUCAAUUUUUAAAUAGCUAAACUUCCUAUCACCCCUCAUCGUUGAGUUGAGUCUGCUGACUAGGUCUGAAGGGAGUUGUAGGCCGACACUGGGAAGGCUACAUUCCCCACUGCACCCUAUUUCAAGGUUGUAUUGCUUGUUUUCUGGAAAUAAGGACAUUUUGUCAGCCUUUGGGGAAAAUACUGAUCUUUUUACUGUUCCUCUAUGUGUUUGUAUGGUUUUAUGCUUUUAAAAUAUUUUACUUCUGGUUUUAUUGUUGUCAUUUAUUUUACCAGUGUUAUUUCUUGGAUUAUAUUUGAAGACCUUUCCCAAAUUGGUGGUUUCCUGAUGUUUGAGACCACAACUCCCAUCAGGUCUAGCUAACAUGGCCUAUGAAGAAUCAUGGGAGUUAAAAACAUUUGGAGGACAACAGGUUAAGGAUAACUGUUUCACUUAUUCUGUUUUGCUAUUUAUUAUUACGUCAAGCUGCCACGUGGAUAAAAAUGAUAAAAUCAGCAUUGUAAUGGUAACAACAAUAUUUAGAAAAUCCUUCUUUACAUUUUUAAAAUGGCAUGUGUGAAUAUUCCCAUCUAUUCUAUAUCUUCUAGAAAAGUAAAGAAUAAUGUAAAAAAAACAAGCACUUUUUAAAAAACAAAAUGAAAUCUACAUAAAUGUACAACAAAUAAAUCACAUACUGUGCAAAAGAAAUGCAUGGCUUCUAUUGGUCUGCCUAGAUAGAAAACCUAAUUGUAUAGUAUAGAAUCUGAAAUACUUUUCUUGUGGGUAUCCUAUUGAUGAUCCUUAGGUUGAAAUCCUAUACUUCAGAAAUGAGAGAGAGUCUUUCAGAUGUUUUGGGAGUACACUUUCUAGCAACCCUAGCCACCACAACAAGUGCCAAGGAAUACUGUAGUUGUAGUCCAUCAACAUCUGGGCAACCACUUGAUUCCUGCUAGGGAAUUCUCCCAAAAAAUAGCAGAGCAUCCAAAAAAUAUAAACAGGAUACUUAAUUGAGCAGUCAGCUCACAGCAAGCAGAAGGUGAAGUAUUGUGGCUGUAAAAGAAUUCUUGAGCUUAUGAGGCAAAGAUGCAGAGUUCAAUCUUUAAAGUUUCAAAAAGUUUAUUUAAAAAAUAUAAGAAUUGCAUUUCUUGAUAGAAAAGAAUUGAGUCUAAGCUUCUCUCUAACUCCAUUAUUUCUAAGUUUCAAAAAGAGGAAAAACUCUCCAAACAUUACAUUUCUUCAAACACACAAAGUAGAAAGAGGUCUGUAUGCAAAGGCAGAAAAAGGUAGAACUGAAACCAUUCGGUUUCAGUUAGAAAGUGGGAGGAGAAAAACAGAGAACAAAUGGAUACAUUAACAGACAUUCACGAGCCUGUGAGAAAGGGGUUCCCUCAGCCUAGCUUAGUGCUAACUGUUCCUUAUUGAGGACUGCAGACUUCAGCAGUGUGGGGUUGACUUCCAACAAUUCCCACUUCUUCAUACACAUUAAGUGGGAAUAAGUUGUACUGAAUUUUGUUAAUUCUGAUUACAAUGGUUCUGAACCUUCCUAAAGCCGUGACCCCUUAAUACAGUUCCUCAUGUGGUGGUGACCCCUAACCAUAAAAUUAUUUUUGUUGCUACUUCACAAUUGUAAUUUUGCUACUGUUAUGAAUCGUAAUGUAAAUAUCUGAUAUGGAGGAUGUAUUUUCAUUCACAGGAUGAAAUUUGGCACAAAUACCCAAUAUGGCCAAAUUUGAAUACUGGUGGGGAUGGGGGGGGGCGUUAAUUUUGUCAUUUGGGAGUUGUAGUUGUUGGGAUUUAUAGUUAACCUACAAUCAAAGACCAUUCUGAACCCCACCAAUGAUAGAAUUGAGCCAAACCUCCCACACAGAACCCCCUUAACCAACAGAAAAUACUGUGUUUUCUGAUGGUCUUUGGCGACCCCUCUAACACCCCCCUCGUGACCCCCAGGUUGAGAAAUGCUGGAUUAGAUCUUCACACUUUCAAGUCAAGAUUGUGCCCUUCAAGUACUGUUGAACUGUAAUUCCCAACAUUCUUCACUGUUGUCUCGGUUUUUGUGGGGGUUGAAUUUGGUUGAGCAAAAGAGGUUCUCUUGGCAUCGUAAGUGAUAUUGUAGGAUAUAAAAUGAAGUGGGGCAUUUAUAAGUGGUACCUUUUUCACACUAAAAAAGUAGAUGAAACCUUCUUCUUUGAACUUUUACCACUGAUAAGUUUAAUGGUUGUGUUGACAGUAGGAGAGCAUUUUCACUCAGCCUUAUUCAAUAUGAAGCUGAAAGUCAAUUGCUAUCCCCCAAGUACCAGUGCUACACUUCUCCAAUUAGUCUCAAUAAUUUAUUUAGUUGAAAUGUUUUUGCCCAGUUCUUCAGGCAAGAGGUCUCUGAACAUGGCUUACAUAUGUUCUAUAAAAAGAAAUGCUGUUCUUUAAUCUUCAAUCAGCUACUUAUUGGAGAAAAGUGUUUCUCUCCUGGUUACCGCUGUGAGAAGCUCUUUCAUGGAAAAUUUGUCCCAUGCUGCUGAUCUGCAUGCAUUACCUGAAGAGAAGAACUAGCAAGAUGAUAUGCACAUGUGUGAAUCAUGUAGAUAAAUUCUGUCUGGGAGGAUUAGCAUCUGUGUAGGAAUGAUGUGUUACGUGUAUACAUGUCUCUGUGUUUAGAGUAACAACACCCUCUGCUGGUAUGCAGCCACUGGGAAGUUUCUCAAAUGGUGAGCCAAAAAGAAAAAGAUCUCUCAUUGCUGUAGUAAGCCAGUCCAGUGAGAAAAUCUUCUAUGGGUAAUCUUCAGUAUACAUCCCCCCCCCCCCCCCCCCGGUUCAUCAAGUUGAAUUGGCAGGCAGGAGUUGUAUUAGAACCUAGACUGAGAAUGUAGGCUAGUUUCUGAGAAAUAUUAAAUAGUGCCUUUCUCUUCCUGCUUUGAAUUUUGGCACCACAUGAGAGUCUGAUGUAAUACAGCAGAAGCUGAUGUGACAUUUUGUCAACACUGGCUUUUAAUUGCUACUUGAUCCUUUAAUGCUUCCUUUCUUUUCUGUCCAAGAAGUUGAACAUUUCAGAUGGUUGUGUAUUAAACCUGAAAUCCAAUGGUCUUACUCAUUUAACUUUGAGUCCAGAUUCUUAUGUUUACUAUGCGGGUGCUUUCUAUCAAAAUCCUUCCGUCUGAUACAGCCACUUCAUUCUGGAAAACAUUUUCUCCUUUUAACUCUGGAGAAUUCUGAGAACUAUUUUGUUUCAUGUGUUCAUGCAUUAAUAAAAUCCAGAUUGGAACCAA